This is a messenger RNA of Leucoraja erinaceus (little skate), 1324 nucleotides long. RefSeq names its product potassium voltage-gated channel subfamily E member 2-like. The transcript has a single exon. Lineage: Eukaryota; Metazoa; Chordata; Chondrichthyes; Rajiformes; Rajidae. Gene Ontology annotation, molecular function: potassium channel regulator activity; delayed rectifier potassium channel activity; voltage-gated potassium channel activity involved in ventricular cardiac muscle cell action potential repolarization. Gene Ontology annotation, cellular component: membrane. The record is from RefSeq and is a predicted model, not a curated record. Gene Ontology annotation, biological process: regulation of ventricular cardiac muscle cell membrane repolarization; membrane repolarization during action potential; negative regulation of delayed rectifier potassium channel activity. The coding region runs from base 86 to 493 and encodes 135 amino acids.
UACAGAACAUUUAUCAACAAAUAAAACAGCUGAAAUAUUAAUCAAAAAUUCCUCCUCAUUUCCUUGUUCCGUAGAACCAGCGGUAAUGGACACAGUUGAAGGAAGCGCAACAGAAACGUCGAACGUAACCCUCUUAUUUGAGAAGUUUUUCAUCAAGUUUUACAAGGACUAUUUGGCUCAGAAGCGGCAGGCAGCAGCCCUGAAUAAAACACUGCAGGAAGAAGAUUUUUUAUUUGCUUAUCUGUACAUUCUGGUAAUAUUUGGCAUGUUCACCGUCCUUAUCAUUUCCAUGCUGGCCAGCACUGUGAGUUCAAGGAGACAGGAGCAUAGCGAAGAUCCCUACCACACCUACAUCGCCAAUGGCUCAAGGAAAGGCAGGAAGGAAAAGGGUUCCAGCUCAGACUACCCAAAGUUCUACGUCAACGAAAAUGUGGCCAGGGCUCUUCAGAACAUGUCCGAUCAAGAUGAUACCGUGACCAUCCACUGUAAAUGACCCCCCAGCAACAGAACAAUUAGUGAGGCUGUCGUUCUCCUGUGACCAGAGAAAGUGAAAUAGCUAAAGUGGCUAAAUAGCUAAAGCAAAAUACUGAAGUGAAUCAGAGGGACAGGCAGCAUCUCUGCGGAGACGGAAUGGGUGAUGUUUCGGGUCGAGACCCUUCUUCAGAGUCAAGAGGCAGGGAAUCCAGAGACAUGGAAUGGUAAGGUGUAAAAACGAUGGAUCAAAGCAGACGAUGAUCAAGGAAUCGUAGAAUGAUUCAUUGUUAGCUGAGGGGAAGGUGACAAGCAAGGGCUACUUGAAGGUAGAGAAAUUCAAAAUCCUACUGCUGGGUUGCGAGCUGCCCAAGCGGCUGCCUCCUUGUCACCUUCACCUCAGAUGACAACGGACCAUUCUACAUUUCCUUAUCACAGUCUGAUUUGAUCUGUCGUUUUUUCACCCCUUACAUAUCUCUAGUCUCCCUCCCCCCUAACGUUAGUCUGAAGAAGGGUCGGGUCCCAUUCCUUCUCUCCAGAGAUGCUGCCUCCCCCGCUGAGUUACUCCGCCAUUUUGUGCCUAUCUUCGGUGUGAGCCAACAUCUGCCCAAGUGAAAUAACCUGCUUUUUAUCAAGCAACUAAGCUUCUUCAUUUAAAAAAAAAAAUCUCCUGGUAACAGUAAAUAAUUUUCACGUGGAUUGUCACACGGCACUGGCAAUAAAAUGGUGUGAGAGCAGAAACAGUGUAAAUGGGUGCGUGACGGCCAUCAGUACAGAUUGUCUUGCAGAAUUAGACUCGAGUUUUAUUCCUUAAACUAAAAUUGCUCGCUAGAGGAGCGGCAUGGUGGUGCAG